This is a messenger RNA of Alosa sapidissima (American shad), 2324 nucleotides long. It is a transcript of the gene fip1l1b, whose product is annotated as FIP1 like 1b (S. cerevisiae). The transcript is spliced from 18 exons. Bases 243 to 2045 code for a protein of 600 amino acids. Gene Ontology annotation, cellular component: mRNA cleavage and polyadenylation specificity factor complex. NCBI's taxonomy places the organism in Eukaryota, Metazoa, Chordata, Actinopteri, Clupeiformes, Clupeidae. The record is from RefSeq and is a predicted model, not a curated record. Gene Ontology annotation, molecular function: RNA binding.
ACUUUUACGUCUACGCAACAACAACCCGGAAGUUAUUGCCACACUGGUCGCAGUGUGUUCCGCUGAAGAGAAGCAGCAAAGCUUCCUAAAUUGUUUUCAGAUCUAUUUCAGUUAGAUACAAUUUUGACUAUAUGUUACUUGUUUGAGGGGUUGAUCAGCACAUGCAUUGGUGCUAUUUUGGGAUUUUUAUUAGCUAACCUAUCUUAAAAAUAUUGACUUUUGCGCGUUCCUCUCCAUUGGAAAUGUCUGCGGAGGAGGCGGACAAAACCACGACUGAUGCUAGCGCGGGUGACGAGGAAGAAGAAUGGCUAUAUGGAGAUGAGAGUGAAAAUAAAGACAAUGAAGAGGAAGAAGCCAAAUUGACAGCAGCUGUAAGUGCUGCUCCACCUGCCCCUGUCACAGAGGAAGCCACAGGCAAUGGAGUGACCAGUCAGAAAGAAACACCUGCUGAAGAUGAGGACAGUGACAGUGACAGUGAUGAUGAUGACGAUGACGUCCGAGUCACCAUUGGUGACAUUAAGACUGGACCUCCACAGUACACGACCUAUGGAGCCACACCAGUUAACCUAAACAUAAAGACGGCGGGUAGCAGACCCUAUGGGGCAGCCUCUGCCAAGCUGAAGGGGGUGGACCUGGAUGCCCCUGGCAACAUCAAUGGCGUCCCGGUACUGGAGGUUGAUAUGGAGUCCUUUGAGGAGAAACCCUGGAGAAAACCAGGUGCUGACCUUUCUGACUACUUUAACUAUGGCUUCAACGAGGAUACUUGGAAAGCCUAUUGUGAGAAACAGAAGAGACUUCGUAUGGGAUUGGAUGUUAUGAACAUUUCCUCAACGACCAGCAAAAUCACAGUGCAGCAGGGACGAACAGGAAACACUGAAAAGGAAGUGGUGAACCUCACUCCCCACACCAUCAAGCCAGAUUUCAAUUCCCCAACAAACAUAUACAACAAACCUGGAAUAAACCCAACCAGGAUAUCCCCUCCCCAGUGGACAGGCCCUGCCAAUCAGGACAUGUCCUAUUAUACGAAAACAAGUGGCACAAUUGAUGUCAUUGGGGGAGGGACUGCAACCAUUAGUCGGGUUGAGGGACGACGACGCCACAAUCAAGAAGGGAACAAUAUCCAGGUCAUCUCGGAACACUCCUCCUCGGACGCUGAGCCAACACCGGCCAAGAUGCCCCCCUUCUUCCCACCAGGCCCCCUUCCUCCCAACAUCCCGCCUCCCCCGUUCCUGCCCCCUCCGCCCAACGUCAGCACCGCCCCUCCACUCAUCCCGCCGCCCAGAAUUCCCAUCACUGUUCCUCCUCCUGGUUUCCCUCCUCCGCCUGGUGGCCCUCCUCCAUCCCUCAUGCCCACAAUGGACAAUGUAGGGAAUUUGGCUGCCAUGUUUAGGCUGCUACGUUACAGAGCCGGUGGCAAAGAGAACAGGAUUCUCAUCCAGGCAGCAAUGGACAGCAGUUUUCUAAGCAGUGGGCAUCCUGGUGGUUACGAUGGACGUUCGGUCCCUCCUUACCCUUUCCCUGGAGGUGGCUAUCCGCCUCCCAUGCCUGGAGCAGUUGCUCAAUGGCCCACCAUGAUGGACAACUCCAAACAGUGGGACUACUACCCCCGGCGCGAGAAGGAGCGUGAAAAGGAGAGGGAACGUGAGCGGCCGAGAGAGAGAGCCCACGAAAGGGAGAGGGAGCGGGAGCGAGAACACAGCCCUUCAGCCAUGGGUUACAACAGGUGCACUGAAAGCGCCGUCGGUCACAUGGAGAGUAGCAAUGACGAAGAACGGUAUCGGUACCGUGAAUACCCUGAGCGUGCCUACGAGCGACACCGCGAACGAGCCAGCCGAGAGAAAGAGGAGCGACACAGAGAGAGGAGGCACCGAGACAAAGAAGAGAGGGCACAUAAGUCCUCCAGGAGUAGCAGGAGGCGGCACGACAGUGAGGAAGGGGACAGCCACCGCCGGCACAAGCACAAGAAGUCCAAGCGCAGCAAAGAGGGCAAGGAGCCCAGCGAGGAGCGAGCUGGAGACCAGGAGAACCAGGAGGCCAUGGAAUAAACGAGCACCUGUGCCCUUUCAGUCAGCCCCCCCCCCCCCCAUCUCAUUCAUUUGCCCUUCGCCCCCUUGGGUCUUUACCAUCUCUUUCCAUGGAGCACUGUUGUUGAUUGUAAAUCAUGCCUGGAGAGAGUUGUCGGCACCAUCACCUCACCCCAUCCUAUCUUUAUUUGGUCCUGAUCAGAGUUCAUUGUAAUUUCUGUGAGAUUUGUUUUUGUUUCUUCUCUCAAAAUGUACCAUGUAGAUGUCAUGUUAAAUUGGUUAAAAAAAAGGAAACGCUAA